UUGAAAGAAAAUGUGUACAGCGUCGUAGAGGAGUAGUUAAUAAUGAAAAAAAAAGGAAUUGGUCAUUUUCUUAUUUAUUGAAAAACUCAGAUGGGUCAUUUAAAUAUGUAUGUAAGCAAUUUUAUUUAGCAACUUUGGGAUUUUCCAAGAACAAUGACUCUUUUAUUCAAAAAAUUUGUUCAAGCAGUGAAAAUAAUAGUUCUAUAAUUGUAUCUCCAUCAAAUAAUUCUAAACGAGAACCGUGGAACAAAAUAGAUGUAGAACCAAUUAAGUCUCAUAUAAAUUCAUUCAAUCCUUCAGUUGCACAUUAUAGAAGAGAACAUGCACCUUUAAAAAAAUAUUUGUCAAAUGAAAUUACAGUCACAUCUAUGUUGUCUGACUUUCAAGAAAAAAAUCCUGAUUUUAAGUGUUCAUAUGAUAUGUAUAGGCAAGUAUUAAAGAAAAUGAAUAUAUCAUUUACAAAACUUGGACAUGAAGAGUGUGAGUUAUGUGAAACUUUCUUUCAACAUGACCCAAAUCAUAAUAGACAUAAUGCUCAAGAAAACAGUGACUGUGAUGGAUGUAAAAAAUGGUCAUUUCAUUUUGAAAUGUACACAAACACCCGCAUUAAAUAUGAUGAACAAUAAAAAAAAAACCAAAAAUGGAGAUGAAUUGUAUGUAUCGGUCGACUUACAAAAAGUCAUCAUGUUACCAAGAAUGGACAAUUUCAAAGCUGCAAUUUUCACAAAGAGGGUCAUAGCAUUUAAUGAAAGUUUUGUUCCAGUCGGACCUAGAAGUUCAAUUAAACCCUUGGCAGUAAUAUGGCACGAAGGAAUAAGUGGUAGAAAACAAGAAGACUUGACAAGUUGUUACUAUGCUUUUUUUUUAUUUUACAAAGACAUGAAAAAAAUAACUAUUUGGUUAGACAACUGUUCUGCUCAAAAUAAGAAUUGGUGCUUGUUUACAUUUUUAUGAUUAAUUCUCAAGAACUUGAAACUAUGGUGAUCGAUAUUUUCUAUUUUCAACCAGGCCAUUGUUUUAUGUCUGCGGAUUCAUUCCACCAUCAGGUUGAACUUUCCAUGAAACAAAUGGGUAAAAUCUAUGACUUUUGUGAUUAUGAAAAAUCAAUAAAGAAUUCAAAUAAAGGCCAUGUUGAUGUUAAAGUAUUAGAUGGCAAAGAUUUUUUUGAUUGGAAGUCAGAAUGCUCUAUUUAUAAAUUAAAAAAAAAUAUUAAUCGUCCAAUGUUGAAUAGCUUAGUUCAUAUAAGAGCGGAAAGAGGACUCAAAUACUUAUUAUAUUCUUGUACAUAUGAUGAGUAUACUCCAUUAAGAAUGCUAGACUUUUUAAAACCUUCAUAUUUAAAAAAUGAUUUUGUAAGACCACAGCAAAAAAAUGAAUUAAGAGGCAUUCAACCAGAAAAAAAACAAAGUAUUAUACAAACACUAGUCCCACUUAUGCCUAAGAGCAGACAUCAAUUUUGGUUUGAUUUUCCUACAUCAGAUUUAGUCAAUGACUUAUAUGAAGAAUCUGAAAAUUAGAAACUGCUAUAUGAAAU
Messenger RNA from Daktulosphaira vitifoliae (grape phylloxera), 1534 nucleotides. RefSeq lists its product as uncharacterized. Bases 951 to 1517 code for a protein of 188 amino acids. The transcript is spliced from 2 exons. Lineage: Eukaryota; Metazoa; Arthropoda; Insecta; Hemiptera; Phylloxeridae. The record is from RefSeq and is a predicted model, not a curated record.